Molecule: messenger RNA, 2558 nt
Organism: Perognathus longimembris pacificus (Pacific pocket mouse)
Lineage: Eukaryota; Metazoa; Chordata; Mammalia; Rodentia; Heteromyidae
Gene: Fgfr3
Product: fibroblast growth factor receptor 3
Exons: 19
Coding region: 108-2531 (807 amino acids)
Biological process (GO): fibroblast growth factor receptor signaling pathway; positive regulation of kinase activity; protein phosphorylation
Cellular component (GO): signaling receptor complex; membrane
Molecular function (GO): ATP binding; fibroblast growth factor binding; fibroblast growth factor receptor activity
Source: RefSeq, a predicted model, not a curated record
CGGGGGGCGCCGCGCGUGGGGAGCCGGGCCAGACUCCGGGCCGGCGGGCGGGCGGGCGGGCGGCAUGCCCGCGGGCGCCGCCUGAGGACGCCGCGCCCGCGCCAGCCAUGGGCGCCCCAGCCCGCGCCCUGGCGCUCUGCGUGGCCGUGGCCGUGGCGGCGGUGGCCGGCGUCGUCUCCGAGCGUCCCGGCGCGGAGCAGCGCGCCGUGCGGAGGGCCACAGAGGCCCCGGGGCCCGAGCCUGGCCAGCAGGAACAGGUGACCUUCGGCAGUGGUGACACCGUGGAACUGAGAUGCCACUCACCCGGGGGCGGCCCCGUGGGCCCCACUGUCUGGGUCAAGGACGGCACGGGUCUGGCGUCCUCCCCCCGAAUCCUGGUGGGGCCCCAGCAGCUGCAGGUGCUGAACGCCUCCCAGGAGGACGCCGGGGCCUACAGCUGCCGGCAGCGGCUCACGCAGCGCGUGCUGUGCCGCUUCAGCGUGCGCGUGGCAGAUGCUCCGUCCUCGGGAGAUGAUGAAGAUGGGGAAGAUGUGGCGGAAGACACUGGGGCCCCCUACUGGACCCGGCCCGAGCGGAUGGACAAGAAGCUGCUGGCCGUGCCUGCCGCCAACACGGUUCGCUUCCGCUGCCCGGCGGCCGGCAACCCCAUGCCCUCCAUCUCCUGGCUGAAGAACGGCAAGGAGUUCCGCGGGGAGCACCGGAUCGGGGGCAUCAAGCUGCGGCACCAGCAGUGGAGCCUGGUCAUGGAGAGCGUGGUGCCCUCCGACCGCGGCAACUACACCUGCGUGGUGGAGAACAAGUUCGGCAGCAUCCGGCAGACGUACACGCUGGACGUGCUGGAGCGCUCCCCGCACCGGCCCAUCCUGCAGGCCGGGCUGCCCGCGAACCAGACGGCCCUGCUGGGCAGCGACGUGGAGUUCCACUGCAAGGUGUACAGCGACGCGCAGCCGCACAUCCAGUGGCUGAAGCACGUGGAGGUGAACGGCAGCAAGGUGGGCCCGGACGGCACACCCUACGUCACCGUGCUCAAGUCCUGGAUCAGUGAGAAGGUGGAGGCCGACGCGCGCCUCCGCCUGGCCAAUGUGUCGGAGCGGGACGGGGGCGAGUAUCUCUGUCGGGCCACCAAUUUCAUAGGCGUGUCUGAGAAGGCCUUUUGGCUGCGCGUUCACGGGCCCCACGCAGCAGAGGAGGAGCUGGUGGAGGCCGACGAGGCGGGCAGCGUGUACGCAGGCGUGCUCAGCUACGGGGUGGGGUUCUUCCUCUUCAUCCUGCUGGUGGUGGCUGUGACUCUGUGCCGCCUACGCAGCCCCCCCAAGAAAGGCCUGGGCUCCCCAGCCGUGCACAAGGUCGCCCGCUUCCCGCUCAAGCGACAGGUAACAGUGUCCUUGGAAUCCAGCUCUUCCAUGAACUCGAACACGCCCCUGGUCCGCAUCGCCCGGCUGUCCUCCGGAGAGAGCCCCAUGCUGGCCAACGUCUCUGAGCUCGAGCUGCCUGCCGACCCCAAGUGGGAGCUGUCCCGGGCCCAGCUGACCCUCGGCAAGCCCCUCGGGGAGGGCUGCUUCGGCCAGGUGGUGAUGGCGGAGGCCAUCGGCAUUGACAAGGACCGCGCCGCCAGGCCCGUCACCGUGGCCGUGAAGAUGCUGAAGGACGACGCCACCGACAAGGACCUGUCGGACCUGGUGUCGGAGAUGGAGAUGAUGAAGAUGAUCGGCAAGCACAAGAACAUCAUCAACCUGCUGGGGGCCUGCACGCAGGGGGGGCCCCUGUACGUGCUGGUGGAGUACGCGGCCAAGGGCAACCUGCGGGAGUUCCUGCGGGCGCGGAGGCCGCCGGGCAUGGACUACUCUUUCGAUGCCUGCCGGCUGCCCGAGGAACAGCUCACCUUCAAGGACCUGGUGUCCUGUGCCUACCAGGUGGCGCGGGGCAUGGAGUACCUGGCCUCCCAGAAGUGUAUCCACAGGGACCUGGCCGCCCGGAACGUGCUAGUAACUGAGGACAACGUGAUGAAGAUCGCGGACUUCGGCCUGGCCCGCGACGUGCAUAACCUGGACUACUACAAGAAGACCACCAACGGCCGGCUGCCUGUCAAGUGGAUGGCACCCGAGGCCCUGUUUGACCGCGUCUACACCCACCAGAGUGACGUCUGGUCCUUCGGGGUGCUGCUGUGGGAGAUCUUCACGCUGGGCGGCUCGCCGUACCCCGGCAUCCCCGUGGAGGAGCUGUUCAAGCUGCUGAAGGAGGGCCACCGCAUGGACAAGCCGGCCAACUGCACGCAUGACCUGUACAUGAUCAUGCGGGAGUGCUGGCACGCGGUGCCCUCGCAGAGGCCCACCUUCAAGCAGCUGGUGGAGGACCUGGACCGCAUCCUCACCGUCACCUCCACCGACGAGUACCUGGACCUGUCCGUGCCCUUCGAGCAGUACUCCCCGGGCGGCCAGGACACUCCCAGCUCCAGCUCCUCGGGAGACGACUCCGUCUUCACCCAUGACCUGCUGGCCCCCGCCCUGCCCGGCGGGGGCCCCCGGACGUGAGGGCCGGGCCACUGCAGGCUGGGCGGG